GAAACGCUUUGUUCAAGCUCACAUGUGAGCCUUGAAUGGCAAAGGCCAAGCAGCUUGUGGGUUCUUUUCUUUCUGAAGGAACUUAGCCCUUCAUCUCACGCUCACCCUGCUUGGUAAAGGCCAUUGUGCCCUUUACCGUACAAUGGCUGUGCUCGGUCUCUCCGAGACGUUAUAUUCAGGAACUCUGAGCCACAUCGUGAAAAAGGAAUGGUACGCUGACUGAAUGAGAGGCUUGGUUUCAUUAUUUCUGGUCUGGUUUGAGCCUAACUGUCAUGUCAUUUUAGGGAUUAAAAUAUUUGUUGGCAAGAGUUUAUGGUAAGACAUGUUUUCCUCAUAAACAAAGAUCAGGAGUAAGCCUAGGAUCAUAAGGUCUUAGUAGGCUUUCUUAAGGCGGUUUCACACUAGCGGCAGGCCUGUGUGAAAGGCGACAGGAUGAUGUAGAUGCUGUCAAGAAGUGAAAGUGGGUGGACGCCAGUAACCAUAUUUAGUCCUAACCACCAAUGCAUUUAUUCUUUAUUGUUGCACAAGAAAACAGCGACUUUUUCUAUUUCAAGGAGUAAGGGGCAUUAUGACAGCUGUGGAAAGAGUUUUACUAAUUUCAGUAAAAUGGUGAAAGUUUUUUUUUUUUGUUAUUCGUGAACUACUGUACAUUCCCACACAAACGCACAUCGAGGUAACAUUUAGCAUAGGAAGCAGAGGCGUGAGAAUCCCAUAGCUCGCAAAACUUUUUAAAGAAGGGUUAGGGUUAGAAAACAUUUGAAACAUUUGACAGUACUGCACGCUGUAAGUGAAAAGUUAAUUAGAAAAUAAGGGGCAGUUUACAUGGCGACUCUGCGACACAAAGACGCAAUGACUGAGUAGCGGAAUGGCCUCGCGUGCAUAUGGUCUCGGCGAAGACGGAAGGCGAAGACAAAAAAUUCUGAAUCCUGCCUCCAAAGUGGAAUCGAUUGCAGGGGAUUGAGGGGUGUUUGCUCGGCAUGCAUAUCAAAGGCUCCCGUGGUGCGAGACCGCACUGAUAAUGUCAGCACUUGUACACGUCACAAUGGGCGUGCGCAGCGGUGCUACUAAAAAUUUAAAACAGCAAAUAUGGCGGAAUGUCGGCUUUAAUUUACUGUUUUAAUAAUAUUUUUAAAUUAAAUAUGUUGAAUGUUUCCAUUUUCAUGCCUUUUUGGACAAAACAAAAAUGCCAUUGCUUCGAGUGGAUGGGCAUUUUUUUCCGGCUUGAGAAGCUUGGUGGGGUCAAAGUGCAUCAUUCGCUGUCACCUUGUAAAUCUGCACUGUCCCCAACAGGGCUUGGCAUGAAUAAUACAUCGUUUUCAUGCGGAAUUGUGACAUUGUUCAAAUGGAGACGGGCCCAUAUAAAUGCAAAUUUGACAUUUUUCGUAUUCUCGAGAGUCACCAUGCAAAAACCCCCUAAAGUUAAUGGUUCAAAUUAAGCCACAUUAUUACCAGCAACUCAUGUUGCUAUGCUCUGAAGAACAUUUUUGGCUAGCUAUCAGGAAUGGCUGUCGAAAGCCACGAAUAAAACAUAAAAAUACAGUAUUUUUACUACAAGGGGUUCUUAAUUUAACACGCAGCAUACCAGGCUUUUUACUAUUUCUUUUAAAUUGACAAUGCGAAAACCUUGAGUUCAAACUUACCUGGAACUGUACGAUGGCAUCCAAGUUGGAGUGUCCCGCCAAAUGAAAUGGUCUUCCUUAAAGUUUCAAAGAAGACGCGUUGGCGCAUGCGCAGCAUUGAGCACACACCUAAUAUUUUUGCUGCUAAGUUUUUACUGAAAAUUAGGUAAAGAAAGUUAAAUUUAACCAGUUUAAUACAAUUCACUUGCUUACCUAAAUACUUUUAGUAUCAUUUAUUCAAUUUAUAUGGAUUAUAAUUACUAUCCACAAAAAUAUUUUUUUAUUGUGCAGGUUAUACAGUGACAUUGACAAUCAUAUACCGAACAAUUUUGAGUCGUCAAUUAACCCACUAAGCAAGCUUUUGGAAUGUGGAAGGAAACCAAAGUAACUUAGAAACCUUGCACAGGCAGGCGCAAACCUAUAUUUGAACCCACAACUUCUGAACUGCCAGGUGGAUAAUUGGAUUUUCAAUUGAAAAUGGUUUUAGUAACAAAAAAAGGCAUGUUGUGCCUGUAGAUCUCUAAAGUGUCACUAAACAAUUAUUUUUUUCAACUAAGGGUGUAUAUAUUAGCGAUGUGCCAAUAAAUCAAUUAUUAGAUUAAUCGAGAUUCGACACGCAACAAUUCGAUUACGAUUAAAAAAUGUUUAAAAAAUUUUUUAAAAAUGAUGAUUUUACUUAUACUUUACUUGUACUUUACUUAUACACGUAUAUACUAUAUUACUGAAUAACUUAAUGACAGUCACUUCUAGUGGAACGAAAUUCAAGACGCGUCUGUUGCCCGGACACUUUAAGAGAUACACAAGGUGAGGAUGGCGGCAGCGGAAGUUACUGAGUGAGAGAUUUACUCCUGUACAAACGACUUGAAAAAAAAUUUAUUAAUGAGACAUGCAAACACCGAGAGAUAGUUCAUUGCUCUUUGCCUUUCAGUUGUCCAGUAAUAGAUUCAAGUCAUGUUAAUUGAAAAAUGUCCUGAGUGUGUUGAUAAGUCCCGUGUGCAUCUCUAAGAGCUGAGUACACGAACCAUCUUGUACUGUUUAGCCUUGAUUAUUGUUGUUUUUGAGAUGUUAACAGUUAGCACCGAGCGCUAAGCUCAUUAGCGAAUUCUCUACGUCUAUUUCUAUUUGUUUGUUGAUAUACAAAGCUUACUCCAUAUGCAGAAUGUGCUAAACUAGGAUUAAGUACAGCGGUAACACUAAAAACAUGCGACAUAGUACAGAAAUCUGUGAAAACAAAGUAUAUUGGUUAAAAGAAGUCAUUUUUCUAAAGGAACUUUGUUUUUUUUUGUUCAAGAAAAUGUGGAAUUCAUUCCACCAGUGUACAUUUUAUUGUAUUUUUGAGAGAAAUAAGUACUGCCUUUGAAACAGCUAAUGUUUUUGCACUUUUUUGUGAUAAAGAGCAGCUUAAGGUCAGCUUUGUGUUGUAUAGGUAUGUUUCCAUUGUUCCUGCUGGAUCAUUAGGUGAUUGGAAAUAAAAUGUAACAGACAUAAAUUUAUUUGGCUACUCUAAAUAAUGAAUACUGGCAAAUAUGCCUUGCUUAAAAGUAUGAAGUACCCACAAAGUAAGAAAAAAAAAUCCGAAAUGUAGGUGGGAAAGAUGCAUCGAAAAUCGAGAUCACCGUUAAUACCCUGUAGAUAAUAGUUAAAUAAUCGAAUUGUAGCACCCUGAAUCGUAAUCGAAUCGAAUCGUGGAGUGCCUAAGAUGGCACACUCCUAGCAUAUACAGUAUAUAUAUAUAUAUUUUAUUAUAUAUUUUCAUGAACACUGGUUUGAUCCUGGAAGCUUAGGAUCUUUAUCAGAAUACUUGGCAAAAAAACAGCAUAUUGAACAAAAUGUCCCUCUACAUUGUUUACCUUUCAUCGCAAAACUGUCUACAAGAAGUCCCCCUUCAUUAAGAUGCAAAGAAGAGGAAACAUUGAUUCUUCUCAGAAACCUGAUAAGACAACCCACUUGAGCACUUUGCUAUUUUGACACAAGGACCUGUUUUGCAGUGUGAGGCCUUACAUUUGCCAAUGUUUUACUGCAGGUCCCCAUAGAUUGUCGGGAUGAGUAUUUGUGGUUCAAACAAUUGCCUUCACCUCAGCUAUCACCUCACAUUCCCUUGGGGUCAAGGACAGGUUGUGGUUAGAAGUUUUCAAUUGCAUGCUUGCCUAGUUACAGUAAAAAAAAAUGUAGUGUGUCUUUGGCUCUCAAUCUAAAAAGUUCACCCAGCGAAGGUUCAUGAAUAGUCAACAAGCAGUCAGUCACUCACUGAAUAUUUUAGUGGACUGGGCUUGUGAAGUGAAAACUUCAUUGGGUACUUCUAGGUCACUGGUAGGAUCUAAUCAGAUUUUUCUAUAUGACCUAAGAAACACUAAGGUUUGCAAACUAGUUAUAAACAUCGCACAAAAUUGAGAGGGGAUAAAAGGGCAUUUAAAAACAAUGUUGCUUUGUGUCUUGUUCUGGUCAAAUGUUCCCUUUGCAUUAACAAACUACACAAGUUUUGUGACACUAUGACUGAGUGGUCUGUACAAACAAAAGGCUAUGUGUCACUGUCAAAGCCAUUGUGGGAAAAGACAGGCUAUGUUGUAAAAAGCGAGACAAUUCAGAGCACGUGUGUGCGCUCAAAGACGACCCGAUUGGUCUGUCAAUCACUCACGUCUUGCCAGUGACACGGCAACAGGCAGCGCUGACCUUCAGCGGUGACACUAAAGACUCUCGACCUGAGGGCCACUGGAUUAAGACUGGAGGUCCAUAAUAGAUUUGCAUUGUUGCCUUGACGUAAAUCUGUUCCAAGACUAUCUCAUUUUUCACUUUUUUUUUUUUAAAAUCAACACUGUGCCUUAGCCUUUUAUUUUUUUAAAGCUCUAAACCAAUCAAUGUUGUUUUUUUGUUCGUCAUCGAUGACUAUAAAAAAAAUAUUUCGUCAAUGAACAUUUUUUUUUCAUGAUGAUGACGUGAUGAUGAUGAGCUAAAAGCAUGGCUUUGGAGACGGAAACAUAAUGAGACGGAUGCCAGUUUUCGCCUGACGAGACAAGAACAAGAUGAAAAUUCGACAAAGAAUCCGCCAUAAGUUCACAAUGUGUGACGUUUUCUUAGUUAGCACAUAUCGUAGCAGUGUUUGGUGGUGUCGCUCAUGUCACGUGCUGCGUUGCCCCCGUCCCACUCACUGGCCACUGUGUCCUCUCCAGGCUCCAGCUUGCCUUUUGCAAAACUCAUGUCAGGUGCUGCUUGAUGAUGUGCCUCCGUACUUUAAGACGGAGCCAGUGCGCAGUCAACUGCACUUGGAGCGCAACCGGCUCGUGCUGACCUGCAUGGCUGAGGGCAGCUGGCCUCUGGAGUUCAAGUGGAUCCACAACAGCACUGAGCUGACACGCUUCUCUCUGGAGUACAGGUACCUGAUCCCAUCUCUGGACCGCUCCCAUGCGGGCUUCUAUCGCUGUAUUGUCCGGAAUCGCGUGGGAGCACUGCUGCAGCGCCGCACUGAAGUGCAGGUGGCUUUCAUGGGCAGUUUUGAGGAGGGUGAGCGCGACCAGGCCAUCUCGCAGGGAGAAGGCGCAGUCAUCCCGGCGCCUCGCAUCCGCAGCUUCCCGCAACCGCAAGUCACGUGGUACCGGGACGGUCGCAAAAUCCCGCCCAGCAGUCGCAUCGCAAUCACACUGGACAACACGUUGGUCAUCCUUUCAACAGUGGCACCAGACGCCGGCCGCUACUACGUUCAGGCAGUCAAUGAUAAAAAUGGCGAGAACAAGACCAGCCAGCCCAUCACCCUUUCAGUUGAGAAUGUCGGAGGCCCGGCAGACCCUAUCGCACCCACCAUCAUCAUCCCGCCUCGGAACACCAGUGUUGUCUCGGGAACGUCUGAGGUCACCAUGGAAUGUGUAGCCAAUGCCAGGCCUCUCAUCAAGCUAAGCAUCACCUGGCGGAAGAAUGGCGUGGCAGUGAGCAGCGGCCUGAGCGAUUUCAACCGCCGGCUCACCAUUCUUAGCCCCCUGGUGGCCGAUGCCGGAUUUUACGAGUGUGAAGCCGUGCUUCGUAGCAGCAGUGUGCCAUCCGUCAGUGCUGGCGCAUACCUGCAUGUGCUCGAGCCGCCGCAGUUCAUCAAAGAGCCAGAGAAGCACAUAACCGCAGAAAUGGAGAAGGUGGUGGACAUUCCCUGUCAAGCACGAGGUGUACCUCAGCCGGACAUCGUGUGGUACAAGGACGCCACACCCAUCGACCCCGUUAAAACGCCACGAUACCGUGUGCUGAUGGGCGGCAGUCUCCAGGUCAACGGCCUCCUACCUGACGACACCGGCAUGUUCCAGUGCUUCGCUCGUAACGCGGCUGGCGAAGUCCAGACCAACACAUACCUAGCCGUCACCAGUAUCGCUCCUAAUAUCACCGCCGGACCAUCGGACAGCACCGUGAUCGACGGGAUGUCCAUCAUCCUUCACUGUGAGACUUCUGGCGCUCCGAGACCAGCUAUCACCUGGCAGAAAGGCGAGCGUGUCCUGGCAAGCGGUUCAGUGCAGCUGCCCCGCUUCACCCUACUGGAGUCCGGCAGCCUGCUCAUUUCGCCCUCGCACAUUUCCGAUGCUGGCACUUACACCUGCAUGGCCAGCAACUCCCGUGGCAUCGACGAGGCGUCCGCCGACCUCGUGGUCUGGGCUCGAACCCGGAUCACGACGCCCCCGCAGGACCAGAGCAUCAUCAAAGGCACCAAGGCCGCGCUGACCUGCGGUGUCACGCACGAUCCCAGCGUGAAUGUCAGACACGUAUGGGAAAAAGAGGGAGUGGCCAUCAACGUGCAAUCUAUUCCACGUAUGCAGCAAGACGCCGACGGCACCCUGCACAUCUCGCAGACGUGGUCGGGCGACAUCGGCACGUACACAUGCCGCGUCACCUCGGUGGGCGGCAACGAUUCCCGCAGCGCUCACCUCCGGGUCAGGCAGCUGCCUCACGCGCCUGAGAACCCCGUGGCUGUGCUGAGCUCCUCCGAGAGGCGAGCCAUCGACCUGACCUGGGCAAAAGCCUUCGACGGCAACAGCCCACUUAUGCGCUACAUCCUGGAGGUGUCUGAGAACAAUGCUCCCUGGGCCACCCUGCUGGCCAGCAUCGACCCCGAGUCGUCGGCGGUGACGGUCAGCGGCCUGAUCCCGGCGCGCUCCUACCAGUUCCGCUUGUGCGCCGUCAAUGACGUGGGCAAAGGCCAGUUCAGCAAGGAGACGGAGCGUGUGUCGCUGCCAGAGGAGCCUCCAAGUGCCCCUCCACAGAACGUCAUCGCUAGCGGCCGCACCAACCAGUCCAUCAUGAUCCAGUGGCAGCCGCCACCCGAGAGCCACCAGAACGGCAUCCUGCGAGGCUACACUGUCCGGUACCGUCUGACGGGCCUUCCGGUGGAUUAUCAAAUCAAGAACAUCUCUAGCCCAGACGUAACCACACUUCUCCUUGAGGAGCUCAUCAUUUGGACCAACUACGAGAUCGAGGUGGCCGCCUACAAUGGGGCGGGCCUGGGAGCUUUCAGCCAUAAGGUUACCGAGUGGACCCUACAGGGAGUGCCGACCAUCGCCCCGGGCAACGUGCAAGCCGAGGCCGUCAACUCCACGGCCAUCCGCUUUACAUGGACGGCACCCAACCCGCAGUUCAUCAACGGCAUCAACCAAGGCUACAAGUUACUCGCGUGGGAGCCAGGCAAAGAGCGCGAAGCGAUGACCGUGUUGGCGCGUCCCAACUUCCAGGACGGCGUUCACGUCGGCUUUGUGACGGGACUAAAGAAGUUCAGUGACUACUUCACCUCGGCGCUGUGCUUCACCACACCAGGCGAUGGACCUCGUAGCCCCCCGAAGCUCCUGAGGACGCACGAAAGCACACCGGGCGCCGUUGGCCACCUGAGCUUCACAGAGAUUCUUGACACAUCACUCAAAGUCAGUUGGAGUGAACCUAGUGAGAAGAACGGUAUUCUCACAGGCUACCGCAUCUCAUGGGAGGAGUUCAACCGCACCAACACACGAGUCACUCACUACCUGCCUAGUGUCACACUUGAGUACCGUGUCACCGGACUCACUGCGCUCACUACCUAUACCAUCGAGGUGGCCGCCAUGACAUCCAAGGGACAAGGCCUGCUGUCGUCCUCCACUAUUUCGUCAGGCGUUCCGCCAGAGCUCCCUGGCCCUCCGACUAACAUCGCCAUCUCCAACAUCGGUCCACGCUCCGUCACCCUUCUUUUCAAGCCAGGGUAUGAUGGCAAAACCUCCAUCUCCCGCUGGCAGGUGGAGGCCCAGGUGGGUGCUGUGGGAGACAAUGAGGAUUGGUUGAUGGUCCACCAGGUGUCCAAUUUACCCGAUGCUCGCUCCUUGGAAGUUCCGGGACUCAAUCCGUACACCUACUACAGGUUUCGUAUGCGUCAGGUGAACAUCGUGGGCAGCAGCCCACCUAGUCAACCCUCCAGGAAAAUCCAAACACUUCCUGCCCCUCCGGACAUCGCCCCUGUCAAUGUCACAUUGCGCACCGCCAGCGAGACGAGCCUCUGGUUGAGAUGGAUGCCUCUGCCUGAGUGGGAGUAUAACGGUAAUGCGGAACAGGUGGGCUACAGAGUGCAGUACUCGAAAGCAGGCUCUUCAGGUCGCCCGCUCAUCCAAGCCAUAUCCGACCGCCUUGAGCGAGAGUUCACGAUUGAGGACCUGGAGGAGUGGACCGAGUACGAGGUGAGGGUGCAGGCCCUCAAUGGCAUCGGGCUUGGACCUUGGAGCCAGCCAAUCAGAGGCCGAACCAGAGAAUCAGUGCCGUCCUGCGGGCCCACCAAUGUUUCCGCCUUCGCCACUACCUCCAGCAGUGUCCUGGUGCGCUGGUCCGAAGUACCCGAGCCGGACCGUAAUGGACUCAUUUUGGGUUACAAGGUGGUGUACAAAGAGAAAGACUCAGACAGCGGCACCCGUUUCUGGAUGGUGGAGGGCAACGCUACCCACAGUGUCCAGUUGACUGGUCUGGGAAAAUACGUCCUGUAUGAGAUCAAAGUGCUGGCAUUCACCCGCGUUGGAGAUGGGCGUCCCAGCUCGCCAGCUAUCUUUGAGAGGACCCUGGAUGACGUGCCAGGACCACCGAUGGGCAUCCUAUUCCCGGAGGUGCGCACUACUUCAGUACGACUCAUUUGGCAGUCCCCCUCGCAGCCCAACGGAAUCAUACUGGCUUACCAGAUCACAUACCAUCUCAACUCCUCCAAUGGCAACAGCGCCACAGUUGACGUGCUCAACCCCAGCGCCCGACAGUACACCGUCACUGGCCUUAAACCCGAGUGUGUCUACGUAUUCCGCAUCACGGCGCAGACGCGCAAAGGCUGGGGCCGGGCUGCCGAGGCGUUAGUGGUCACCACCGAAAAGCGAGCUCGCCCGCAGCCCACCAGCCGGCCCGCCGUGCCCCAGAAAGAUGUGCGCGCCCGACGCGUUCUCUUGUCUUGGGAGCCCGGCAGCGAUGGUCUCUCACCUGUGCGCUACUACACGGUUCAGCUACGCCAGCUCCCUGACAACAACUGGACCGUGCACUCGGCGUCUGUCAACCACGACGCCACCUCUUACAUUGUGUCACGGUUGAAGCCAUUCACGUCCUAUCAGUUCAGAGUGAAAGCCACCAAUGAUAUCGGAGACAGCGAGUACAGCGAAGAGAGCGAUGCUAUCACUACUCUGCAGGAUGCGCCAGACGAAGCACCUGUUAUCUUCUCGGUCACACCCCACACGACCACAUCAGUGCUGAUUCGCUGGAAGCCUCCUGCCGAGGAGAGGAUCAAUGGCAUCCUGCUGGGCUUCCGCAUCCGCUACCGGGAGUUGCUGUAUGACCGACUCAGGGGUUACUCCCUCCACGCCAUCAACAGCAUGUCGGCAUGGGCCGAGCUCACCGCCCCAUACAGCAUCCGCAAUCUGAGUGACGCCACUCUUACGGAGUACGAGCUAGACAAGCUGAGCAAGCACAAGCGCUAUGAGAUUCGCAUGAGCGUGUACAAUGCCGUGGGCGAGGGGCCCACCAGCCCACCCCAGGAGGUGUUUGUUGGAGAAGCAGUUCCCACGGCGCCCCCUCAGAACGUGGUUGUUCAGUCUUCUACUGCCACCCAGCUGGACGUCACAUGGGACCCGCCGCCAAUCAGUGCGCAAAAUGGCGACAUCCAAGGCUACAAGGUCUACUUUUGGGAGUCCCAUCGCAAGAACGAAACGGAGCGUCUGAGGACUCUGUUCAUGCCCGAGGGAGGCGUAAAGCUGAAGAACCUUACCGGCUACACCAGCUACAUGAUCAGUGUGGCCCCAUUCAACGCCGCUGGUGAUGGACCGCGCAGCCCCGCCAUCAGGGGGCGCACUCAGCAAGCAGCCCCCAGUGCUCCUAGCUUCAUCCACUUCAGUGAGCUCACUACUUCCUCGGUCAACGUGUCGUGGGGAGAGCCUGCUCUACCCAACGGUAUCAUCGAGGGCUACCGUCUGGUCUACGAGCCCUGCACACCCGUAGAUGAGUCUUCUGUGGCCUGUGCCGACUGUCUCCACUCCCCCUCCACCUCCCCAGGGGUCAGUCGAACCGUAAUGGUGGACGUGAAGGGAGGCGGCCCCCUCUGGUUAAAACUCAAAGACCUGGCCGACGGCGUCACCUACAACUUCCGCAUCCGUGCCAGGACAUUCGUGUAUGGGCCUGAGGUGGAGGCUAACAUCACCACUGGCCCUGGGGAAGGAGCCCCUGGACCCCCAGGGGACCCUUUUAUCACUCGCUAUGGCUCAGCUCUGACCAUCCACUGGACCAGCGGUGACCCGGGACGUGCUCCCAUUACGCGCUAUGUCAUUGAAGCCAGACCUUCUGAUGAAGGCCUGUGGGACAUUCUCAUCAAGGACAUCCCCAAAGAAGUGACAUCACACACGUUUAACAUGGACAUGCUGAAGCAGGGUGUGAGCUACGACUUCAGGGUCAUUGGCGUCAAUGACUAUGGCUAUGGCUCGCCUAGCCUGCCCACUCCCUCCAUAUCUGCCCAAAAAGUUGCCCCAUUCUACGAGGAGUGGUGGUUCCUGGUGGUUGUGGCCCUCGUGGGACUCAUUUUCAUCCUUCUGCUCGUCUUCAUCCUCAUCAUCCGAGGACAAAGCAAGAAGUAUGCAAAGAAGUCCGAAUCAGGUAACAACGCCAACUGCAACGCGCUGACACACGGCGACAUGGUGAGCCUGGACGAGGGCCGCUUCCCAGCCUUGGAGCUCAACAACCGCCGGCUGUCCGUUAAAAACUCCUUCUGCCGGAAGAACGGCGUCUACACCAGGUCCCCGCCAAGGCCAAGUCCAGGUAGUCUCAACUACUCGGAUGAGGACGUGAGCACAAAGUACAAUGAUUUGAUCCCCGUGGAGAGCAGCAGUUUGACCGAGAAACCCUCCGAAAUCUCUGACUCGCAGGAGGCGCUGGUGUUUUCAUAUGGAACAGGUGGUCUACAUACACUCCCACUGCAUUUGGGAAGCGACAGCGAGUACGAGGUGGACGCCAACCGGCAGAAGACGCACUCUUUCGUCAAUCACUACAUCAGCGACCCCACCUACUACAACUCGUGGCGCCGCCAGCAGAAGGGCAUCUCUCGGGCGCAGGCUUACAGCUACGCCGAGUCUGAGCCCGGCGAACCGGAACACUGCGCCUCCCCACCCCAGUUGCCCCCUCUACCACCUUUGCCGCCACAGCUCAGCUCACCCAGCCCCCAGCAGCAGCAGCAGCCCCAACCCCAGCAGCAGCAGGCACAGGGACAACCGCCCGGCCAGGGCAGCUUGUUCAGGCCCAAAGGCAGCCGGACUCCCACCCCGUCCCAGCAAAGCGUCAACACCCCCGGCCAGCACGCUGCUAUCUACAGGCCUCCCAGCAGCCUGGCCCCAGGCUCACGGGCCCCCAUCGCAGGCUUCUCCUCCUUUGUGUGAGAGUAGCGGAAAAAGAACAGUGGAAAUUUCUGGAAGUUUCCGCCCCACAUCCUUUUUUGCCCCAUUUCCUGAUGGUAUUCCAACACUUUUAGCAACGCCUUCAACUUGAGACUUUCUGAGUGAAAGUAAAAUGUGAUAAAGAUUUUUGUUAGUGUUUUGUUUGCAUGACUUCUUAUCAUUUUGUUUAGUUUUCACAAAAUCAGACGGCUCAGGCUCCUAAAACUGUGGGGCUCCAUUACACCGUUGGUGUGAGAGUAACGGAAAAGGACAAUGGACAUUUCUGGAAGUAUCCACGUGUGAUUUGCCCUUUUUUAUUUUUACAUUUCUGACACUUUUAUGAACGCCUUCUUCAACUUAAGACUUUGUGGAACGAUUUUGGACACACGGCAAUGAUACAUUCACUCCACUUUUUGUUAACAUUUUAUUAUAGUUUCAUAAGACUUAUUUUUCCCUUUCCCACAUUUUUAGAAUUGCCUUCAUCUUGACAUCUUGAGAGUUUCUCUACUUCUUUACAUAUUAUUUUACAGCAUUGACUAAACCUUUUGUAAGCAUUUUGUUGACAUGAAUAAUCAUGAGAUUUUCUGCAACACUUUGGCUGCGUUCAGACUGCAGGCAUAUCUGAUUUCAAUCUGAUUCCUCCUCAAAUGUGAUUCUUAGGGCUGACUGUUCACACUAUUUUAAGCAAUUACCCAAAUCAGAUCUGGGCCUACUCAGACUGGGGCACAUUAUUGACACACCUGACUGGUCGUUAUGGCAACGAAGGCGUCAUCCAACAUGGAGUGAUGUCACGGACAGUCAAAACACAGCUGAGCUGUUCAGACUGAGAAUCAUCUUGUCCAUAUCCUGGGUAGUAACUUGUUACAUUAACUCAGUUUGAGUAACUUUUUUAAAAAAUGUACUUCUUAGAGUAGUUUUACCACCCAAUACUUUUUACUUGAAUAUAGAUUUGUGAAGAACAAACACUACCAGUACUCUUACUCCGCUACUUUGGGCUACACUAGAGUCGUUACAUUUUUCCUCUUUAUCCCACAAGUUGACUUUAUUUUUGCUAGAGAUACCGACAUGGUCUGUCUCAGUUUGACCAAUGAGACGACGAAACAAUAAACACACCUACUUCAGCGCUCUUUUCAACUAAUGCUUUUUUACUUGAACAGUGGUACCUCGACAUACGAUGGCUUCGAAAAACGAUCCUUUCGACAUCCGACGUAAAAUGUGACUCUCCAUAUGACGACAUGCUUGAAAUAUGACGAUUUAUGACAGUGUCGCAAUGUCAUUAUUUUCUUGUGAGAGAAAUCAACAUGGCCUCAAAAAGGUUAGUGCAGGUUGUAAAAAAAGGAAGAAGGUGACGCUUACCAUUGAAAUUAAAAGGGAUAUUAUGGAAAAAUAUGAGCGUGGUGUGUGCGUCAGUGAACUGGCUUGACAAUACAGCUGGAAAAUGUCGACUACGAUCUCGAGGACGACUGUCAUUAAUAUUAUUGGCAAGGAAGUUGCCAGCUUCGUCAGGUUUUUAAAUAAUUUAUUUCAGCACUUGUGCAAAACAACACGGCUACUGUCAGACGUAGUCGACGCUAACAACAUCAGAACAUGAAAUAAUGUAAAAGACUCCCCACACUAACGCAUCUCUCUUACUCCUGUUGUCAGUUACACGGUGCGUUCAGGAACAGCAUGCAAAACACAACCGCCACAUUACAACCCGAUUUGUUACAUUAUUAUCAUUCCGAUUUGUAUUUAUAAUUUAUUUGUUUUGUCAUAGACUUCAUAAUGCAUUGACGGGGCGCGGGGCCAAAUCAUAAGGGGCCUAUCUCCGUCAAAGCUGACAGAGUGGAUACACAGAUAAAGGGCUUUUUCUGUUAAAAAUUCUUGUGAAUAAAUGGUUAAAUCCCUGAAUUCUUUAUAGAUAUGGAUGUAAAACAGUCUCGAUUCUGGGUUAAAAGCAAAAAAAAAAAACGGGCAAUUAGCAUUUAUUUUGUGUAAAUAUGUCGAAUGUGCUACUAGUCUUUAAGUCACUGUGGCGGCCCCCCUAGAAAAACGUAACGCUUUUUGCAUUGAAAAUUCUUGUGAAUAAAUGCUUAAAUCCAUGAAUUCUUUUUAGAUAUUGACAUAAAACAUCUCGAUUCUUGGUUAAAUGCCAAAAAAAAAACGGGCAGUUAGUUAUUUUACGUAAAUAUUGCGAAGUAUAAUGCCAAUGCUGUAGCGGCUAAUUUUAACGUUAAUGUUUCAAAAUGCAUGCAUGGUACAAAAAUUUAUAAUACCGUAUUGGCCCGAAUAUAAGACGGCCCUGAUUAUAAGACGACCCCCUCUUUUUCAAGACUCAAGUUUGAAAAAAGACUUUUUGAACACCAAAUUAAUUUUUAUACAGAAAAUAAUUACAGUGCAUCUGAAACAAAUGAUUAUAACAAUAUAUUUGAGAGAAAAAACAUGUUACUUUGCCUCAUUCAAAUCUUAAUAUCUGAACUUUUCAAUAUGUAAACUAAAGUGGAAUCACACUCGUAAAUGAAUGGCUUCUGGUUUUUGAAAUGUAAAUAAACCUAUUGUGAUAAAAUAACAAAAUUGCAAUAACUGCAUUAACCAUCAAAGUGAAGUCUAACUGUAACUGUAGUCUUGAAACAAAUCUGAAUAAGGAAAAACAUUGCAAUGAAAUAAUGCAAACUGGUCAAACUAGUAGCUGAGAUUUUUCAUGACAGAACAUGGCUUCAAUGAUAUCUGGCGCCAUCUAGUUUCAUGAAUGGGGAGAGUAGCUGAGAUUUGUAAUAACAGAACAUCGCUUCAAUGAUAUCUGGCGUCAUCUAGCGUUGUGAAUGGGUAUAAUGUCUAGACCGAGUAAAAAGACGAACCCCUCUUUUCCAAUCUUAUUUCAAUGCAAAAAACACCGUCUUAUAUUCGGGCCAAUACGGUAAUUACCUUGAACCCUUGAAAAAUCACAAAGACAAUCCUUCCUGUUUGUAUGCAGUACAGCUGACUGCUAAUAAAUGAAGCAGAGUGUGGGACGGCCCCAUUUGGGAAGGCGUGACGCAGUGAAUGGUGAAUGUGUCACAUCAAUACCUUAUGAAGUCUAUGGUUUUGCUGUGUGGAAUUGCUAUUUGUAUUUGUACCUGCAAUAUAUAUGAAAGAUUUAGCAUAGGUUUUUGGGCUGUGGAAUUAAUUAAUCGAAUUGUAAUGUAUUCUUAAAGGAAAAUCCCGCUUGACAUUUGACCAUUUCGACUUAUAAACAAGGUCCUGGAACGAAUUAAAUUCGUAUGCAGAGGUACGACUGUACUUGAGUACAUUUUUGGAUAACUACUUUUAAUUGAGUAAUGUAAUUUAGAAUUAACACUACUCUUAAUUGAGUAAAAUGUUUGGCUUCUCUACCCACCUCUGUUCAUAUCUGAUAUGAAACUACCUCCCCUAUGUGGUUUCAAUCCCUCUCACAAAAAUCAGAUUUCCGUGGUUUGUGACUUCAGACCACAGAAGAGCCAUCCAGUUUCAUUCUGGACAGGCUAAAAAUCUGAUUUUGGCUGCCAGUCUGAACAAGGCCUUUUUAUGACACAUGAUCAUACAUCAUCUCCGCAGCUGUUUGCUUUUUUUUUUAGCAUCACUCAUCAGUUUUUAUUUCCGACAAUUUUAGGAACGCCUUACACGUGAAGCUUUUUGCAGUUACUACACUUUUUUUGUUGUUGUUGUUGUUUUUUUACAUAAAUUAUAUUAUUUCAUAUCAUGGACUUUUAUGAAGUUCCUUCAGUUUGAUUUCUGCAAGACAUGAUAUGAAGACACAUCUACCAAAUGUGUUAUUAGUGUUACUUUUUUCUGCAUGACUUAUCUUUUUUUUGUUUUUUUUUUGCACACACUCAAAUGGUACUACCUUUGUAUGCCGUACAAAGUCACUCCUUGAAUACACAUAUAAAUAGAGACAUACGUAUGUGUAGAUAUAUAAUAUGAUGCUAUAUUAUAUACGUACCUAGAGGACUUAGUCAGUGCUUACUCGGCAUUGAUGGUGGCUGAAAUAGUUUUCUGGGGAAAAAAGUGCUGUUGAUUGAUGUUGUUUUUGUGUGUGUGAAGCAUCAAUCAAGUAGCACAUCAACGAUUUGCUGGACUCAUAUUUAUGAGUAUUGUAUGAAUUUGUAUAUCAAGUCCAUAUUCCAACGGAUGCCUUUCAUGCACGCGGAUGACAUCUGGUAGUGAACUAUGGACAUUUACUAGAUGUUUUUGUGAAUAUUCCAAUUUGGAAUUGCUUUGGAAUCAAUGGCUGUCACUACAAAAACAAAGGAAUUUCCCUUUUUUUUUUGGUCUUCGUCCUUCCCAAUUGAUGAUGUCUUUGAAUCAGCUCACCACUAAUUAAGCCACUGUCCUGUCGCCAUUGCUUUGUUCAUAUGAGCAUGUGUGUGUGUGCGUGUGUAAGCACAGUACCUCCCGAGCUUUACAGAUCAUUAGUGCGUGUGCGAGUCUGAGCGCUAUAAAAACCUGCCCUGACACUCAUAAUACUACAGUGAAAACUCGACAGUUAGGUUGUUGGAACAGUGUCAUCUAAUUGUCAUUAUUUUUGUUUUUUAUUUUUUAUUUUCCUGUGGGGUGAUUUUGUUUCGUCCGCGAUUAAAGCUUUACCAUGCAGAAGAAUGAAUAUAUGAUCACAGUACAUUUCGGAAAUAAAUUAUUUUUCAAUGUUCAUUCGGUGUGAAUUAAAUAUUUAAAUUCUAAUAUAACGACGAAUUUUCAAGUAAUACUAAAAUCAGGUAGGUAGGUAAAAACUAUCUUGAAUUUAAAAAAAAAUUCUUACUAAAAAAAGGACCCUGCAAAAAUCAUUAUCUAAUCAAUCUGUCUAAUCUCUAAAUUGUUUAAAAAAAAAUUUUUUUUAAAGUAUAUUACUGACGACAGAUGUGAUUGCAGUAGGGUCAAUGAUUUUUUUUUUUUAAUGGAUUUAUUGUUUGGCCUGUGGAACUUGUGUGUCCUGCUUAACCCUUUAAUGCCAGCAAUAUGAAGCAAUUAUCAGAGAAUCCCAAAGUUUGAAAAAUAAGGUCCUAAUGAAACCUUUUUUCCAAAUUUGUGAAAAGAAAUGUCAAAAUGAAUAUGUGUAAUAAGCGCUCAGAUAUCUAUAACCCUUGCUAAAUCAUGUUUGUUUUUUUCAUGGAACCUGCAGAUGCAUGUGUUGACUUGCAUCCAUCAUUUUUUUUUCCAAAAAGAAAUGUCAAAAUUCUGAAUGAGUCUCAAAAUCAUGAAAUUUUAGGUGUGUCAAAUGUGAUACGUUUGGCAAUAUAGGGUUUUAAUGUAAGAAGACUGAAUGAAUGAUUUAGAUGAUUUCCACUGUGCACACUUUAUCAGAUUAUGCACCUUCUAAUAAUAAUAAUAAAUAAAUAUAAAGAGGGUGAACUUACCCGAGCGUCAGAUGACAUUCAAAGUUAAUUGGAUGACAGUCAAGGGGAGUUGUGGCUAACCUCGUAAACGCAGAGGUUGGAGGAGAAGAUUAUGAAAUUGGAAUGAACUCAUCCAGAUGACUAAUCCUCUUUUUAACACAUGGGGGAAUUUCCAUUUGACGUAAUGUUGUCCUGUUAAUUGUAGACAUCAAGAAAAAGAAAACAAGUGACUAAAUACACACAGAUUUUGUUUUUUUUCUACAUGGGAUCUGUCAUUUUAGGUCAAUAACAACAGGUUUCACUUUAAAGUAAGGUUGGGAAAAGAUUAAAUCCUUAUCCCAUUAUUAUAAAACACUCAAAGACUCACUAUGCCAACUGUGCCACGACCUGCAGUUGCUAAAAUACAAGAUUAUGAACAUCUUAAGUUAAAACAUGAGCAUUCACAGCCUGACGC
Molecule: messenger RNA, 17266 nt
Organism: Corythoichthys intestinalis (scribbled pipefish)
Lineage: Eukaryota; Metazoa; Chordata; Actinopteri; Syngnathiformes; Syngnathidae
Gene: sdk2b
Product: sidekick cell adhesion molecule 2b
Exons: 46
Coding region: 4640-11488 (2282 amino acids)
Biological process (GO): cell-cell adhesion
Molecular function (GO): protein binding
Source: RefSeq, a predicted model, not a curated record